GUCCCUUAAACGAGUUUCUGUCAUUGUGUUCUUCGUAUUUGUCAUCAAAAGCAGCAAAUAGCCAGAUUUUUAUUACUUUUUCGUCAUGACUUCUUGCGUAAAACAGUACUUCGCAGUAAUUUGUGCGAACCUUAUGACCUUCAACUACGGCAUUACCGUGGGCUGGCCUUCGAGUACUUUGCCGCUGUUGAUGUCAGAUGAGACUCCAUUGGCAUCGGGAGCGUUAACUUUGUUCCAAGUUUCAUGUAUUGGGUCAAUUUUAUGUAUUGGAGGUGCUCUCGGGCAGAUGUUAUAUGCAUGGAUUGCCGAUAAAUACGGAAGAAAACCCGGGAUGAUGAUGACUUUUGUGCCAGCUGUUAUCCAUUGGUUACUCAUCGAAUUCGGAACGGAAUUUUAUGCACUUUUAGUCGCAAGAUUUCUUGCAGGAAUCACUGCGGGCGGCGUUUUUCAAGUAAUCCCGAUGAUUGUGAGCGAAAUUUCGAGUAUUGAGAUCCGUGGGAGGCUGGGAUCGUUCAUUAUGCUCUUCACAAAUGCAGGAACUGUCUUCGCGUACAUCGUUUGUAACUACACGAGCUAUUUUGCGGUGCCUUGGAUCUCAAUUGGGAUUUGUACGAUGUUUUUGGUGGGAUAUUCGUUCAUGCACGAGACUCCAAAGUACCUGAUGAUGAUAAAAAAGGAGAAAGAAGCCCUUGAUGCGAUGAGAUUCUUCAACAAUGGACCUUUUACGGACUCAAAAAGUGCGGAAAUAUUAAAAUCCGAAGGUUUUGACGUCGAAAAAGACGAAAUUCGAGUAAAAUGUACCUCAUUAAAGCUUGAUAGAGCGGCGAAACGUGGAUUUAUCAUCGGAAAUGUGCUUGUCAACAUCGUCAUCUUCUCCGGACUCUUCACUUUCGCCAAUUAUUACGACAUGAUAUUCCGUGAAGCGGGUUCCAGUCUCUCGCCAGCCCUUUCUUCGAUCAUUGUUGGUUCAAUUCAACUCGCUGGAACAAUUUCUGCAUCCACUGUCGUUGAACGAGUCGGUCGAAAGCCCUUAAUUCUAGUUUCCGCGUAUGGAUCUGCCUUUUUUGUCACCAUCAUGGGCCUGCAUUCGAUGUUGAUGGAUGUCGGGGUUGAUGUCUCCUCGUUUUCAUGGGUGCCGUUAAUUUGUUUAUCACUGUUGGUUUUUGUCGCAGCGAAUGGAGCACAAUCCCUCCCAAUGGUCAUCGUUGGAGAAAUUUUCGCACAAGAAGUUCGGGGACCCCUAAUUUCGUUGUGCUUAAUCGGAAAUUGGACAAUGAGCUUCAUUCUGUUGCUCGUGUUCCCGUAUAUGGUUGAAUAUUUGAAGAUUUACGGAGCGAUUUGGGUGUUUGCGGUGAUCGAAUGCGCUUUGGCGACUGUAAUUUUAGUGAUGUUACCUGAAACGAAAGGCGUCAGCAUUGAACGGAUAGUCCAGAUUUUAGGAAAAGGGAAAUAAUUUUAAGUUUUUUACGGUAUUUAUAAAGUUUUAUUCUAAAAAAAUGUCUUUUCUAUGAUUUUUU
Molecule: messenger RNA, 1517 nt
Organism: Culicoides brevitarsis
Lineage: Eukaryota; Metazoa; Arthropoda; Insecta; Diptera; Ceratopogonidae
Product: facilitated trehalose transporter Tret1-like
Exons: 3
Coding region: 86-1453 (455 amino acids)
Biological process (GO): transmembrane transport
Cellular component (GO): membrane
Molecular function (GO): transmembrane transporter activity
Source: RefSeq, a predicted model, not a curated record